Carya illinoinensis is the source of this 1772-nucleotide messenger RNA. RefSeq lists its product as uncharacterized. Lineage: Eukaryota; Viridiplantae; Streptophyta; Magnoliopsida; Fagales; Juglandaceae. Gene Ontology annotation, cellular component: nucleus; site of double-strand break. Gene Ontology annotation, biological process: double-strand break repair. The transcript has 10 exons. The record is from RefSeq and is a predicted model, not a curated record. Bases 127 to 1515 code for a protein of 462 amino acids.
UACGCAAGCUGUUCCCGCCAUUGGGAAACUUCGAAAAAUUUCACCCUCUCUCUCUCUCUCUCGAUUGUUCGAGUUUUGAACUUAUUGUGUGAAAGAUUGGCUCUCUUCUAAUUUUUUACGACAGCAAUGGCGGAUGUGAAGAGAUGGACGGUGACCUACACGAAGCAAUUGACACAGAAGCGCAAAGUUUACCAAGACGGUUUCUUAGAGCUCCAAACCUCUACCGACAAGGUCAUGCUCUAUGAUGAUUACGAGAAACUCCUGGAAUGCAGGCUCCUGAAGAAGGACGAAGUAGUAAGCUGUGGUGGAUCGCUGACAUUUAGUGCUUAUCUUAUUGACAUCCUCGAUGCCCAGGAGGGUCAUAAGCCUAUAACUGACUUGAAUUCACAAGGAAGAGAUAUGAAAAUCACCGGGAAACCUAGUUUGAUGCAUCGACAAAAGUUAAGGAACCGUUCGGUUUCUUCUGAUAGGCAGAAUUAUGAGGAGAAGAAGAACAAAGCAUGGCAAACUUUGAGCCCGUCACGCAAAAUCAUCAGAGAGUUUAAGAAGAGCGAAGUGCAAAAGUAUCAAGCACCGCAGACUAGUCCAGAUACAACAAAACCAAGUACAACAGAAUGGCAUGCUCUGUAUACCACACAAGUAACUCAAAAGGCCAAAAAGUAUCACGAUGGCUGCUUACAACUUGUAACACGUGGAUCCCUAGGGAGGCAGGUCAUGCUGUUUGAUGAAAGCAGGAAACUCUUAAAUAGCCGAUUCCUUAAGAAAGACGAAGUAAUAAGAUCUGGUGAAUCCAUACCUUUUGAUUCUCAUUUGGUUGAAAUUGGAGAACAUGAAGAAGACCGUAAGCCUCAAAUCGAUUUGAGUGCUCAAGGAAACAAUUGCAAUGUUGUCAAGGAAACCAGGACAUUACAUGGAAAAGGAGCACUCCAGAAUAAUUCUUGCUCAGAAAAGGAGGGGGAUUCAAAUUUUAGAAUCUUUACUGUUGAUGAGACCAAAUUAAGCAGGAGAGGCCCUACAAACAAGCCAUUACGUGAUGCCCAUCAGAUUUUAUCCGUUCUCCACAAACCUACCGCUCAGGAAAGCAUUGUUGCGGGUUAUAUGGAUAAAAGCAAAAUGGAACUGGCUGCCCCUCCCAAGGGGACUCAAGUUUCAGACGCUGUCAUACUGGAUUCUCCUAAGGAUGAUCGAUCACUAAGAGCAUCCCUACAACAUCGUGAAUCAGGUGAAAGUGUAAGCACGAGGAAAUCAAGUGAAAAUAUAGACAUUGGGAACUCUCCUGACCUUAUGUCUUCUGAAGCUAUAUCAAGUGAAUUGUCCAAGGGUGUCGAUCCUGGAAACUCCCAUCAGCCUGGUUUGAUCAAAAUCGAAGCUGACACUCAAUGGUGUGAUGGUGCUUUUGCUUUUGCUGAUUCGAGCUCAACUGCUAGCCCUAUUGAUAAUGUGAGGAAGACUUCAACAGAGUAUGCAUGCACAGGGGAAAUAGAUGAAGGUCCUAGUUUUGAUCUCGGAUUUUGAACUUCAGCAAAUACAUAGAAGGAGAAAGGUGAUGCCUUGUACAUAUUCCAGUUGAUUCAAAGAUCAUGACCAUGCGCUUCUCCUCCCAUUGCUUCUGGUGAUCCCUGCUCUAAAAAACAAUUGAGUCACUGUUAUAUUUGCAACCUUCUGAUAUACAUUCUUUCUGUUGUGAUCAUUCAGCUUGAAAAUGUCAUGAUAAUCACAACAAUCAACAUGGAUAAUUGUCUUGAUAUAUGAUUCAGAGAUUUUAAAAUGAA